AGGGAACGGUCUUAGGGCUCCUUAGGGGAGCCCAGGGAAGGGGAGCGUGGCCCCCAGGCGUGCGGCCCUGCAGCCCCCUCCCCUCAGAACCCCGGAAAGCAGCCGUGUCCGCGCUUCCUGCCAAGGGUGGGAGGCCCGCCCGAGCCGCUCCGAGCCUGACUCCGCGCAAGGGCCCGCGGGCGGACCUCUUGGCCUUGUCUCUCGUGGGAAAAGACUGCCCCAGCCUCCCUUUGUUCAACCCACGAGGGUUCUAAAGGGGAGGUCUUUGCAGUCCUGCCCGCUCUUGGGUUCUCUUGAAGAUUCUUCAUCCUUUACUCUGGCUCCCUUAUGAGGGAAACUAUAAAAAGACCAUACUCUGCCUCCUUAAAAAUCGACGAGACCUUCUGCAGACCUCGGUGCUCUGCCUGAUGUGCAUUUGAUUUGUAUCGAUUGUAUCAUGAUCUGCAUGGCUUUGCAUAGAAUGACCAGAUUUUCAAAGAAGUCAAUACAGGGUUUGGAAAUUGAGUACUUUUGGCAGAAGAAGGGGGUUCCUGUGGCUCCAAGUGUCCAUGCCUCUGCCCCGGUCAUUCCAUUUCAUGGCAGUCAUCACACAGGAGAACAUUGUAAUGCCUCCUGCUCGAGACUGAAGAUUAAGGUCUUCGCAAAGGGAACCUGCAGAAGGACACAGAAUUAAGACGUAGGAACUCCGUGGUGCCCUUCGCCCCUCUUCCCCUUCCAGUUGUGUCCUGAAAUUCUAAAUGAUUGGAAACUUUUAUAGUGUUCACGUUUAAGACUCUCAUACUACAGAGUAGAGGAAGGAGCGGGUGUGCAGAGUGGGUGAUGCUUCAGAUUAAAACUAAAGAGUUGAUUGAAAAUUCAAGUCUGGAACUCGAGAGAGUUAAGAACUAUAAGUCAGUAAGUUGCAAGUAUGGGUGAGAUUGUCUAGGGAAAGGCUCUUUGAAGGGGCGUCCCUAAUGGAAUAUCAAUAUUAAGGGCAGGCCAAAGGCCCUCUAAAGAAAACAGGAACUGGGUAGGCAGAGAGAAGACUCCCAAAGAAUGCUGUCAUGGAAACCAGAGGAAGAGAACGAUUUAAGGAGCGAAUACUACUGGUAAACUAAUGGAAGAAAUCUGCUGCACCACUGGAUAUUGGGAGUGUGUGGCAUGCAUCCUCAUCAUCAGGAAACUCUAAAAAAGAACAGAGUGGUGCUAGCCAAACAGCUGUUGUUGAGCGAAUUGUUAGAACAUCUUCUGGAGAAGGACAUCAUCACCUUGGAAAUGAGGGAGCUCAUCCAGGCCAAAGUGGGCAGUUUCAGCCAGAAUGUGGAACUCCUCAACUUGCUGCCUAAGAGGGGUCCCCAAGCUUUUGAUGCCUUCUGUGAAGCACUGAGGGAGACCAAGCAAGGCCACCUGGAGGAUAUGUUGCUCACCACCCUUUCUGGGCUUCAGCAUGUACUCCCACCGUUGAGCUGUGACUAUGACUUGAGUCUCCCUUUUCCGGUGUGUGAGUCCUGUCCCCUUUACAAGAAGCUCCGCCUGUCGACAGAUACUGUGGAACACUCCCUAGACGAUAAAGAUGGUCCUGUCUGCCUUCAGGUGAAGCCUUGCACUCCUGAAUUUUAUCAAACACACUUCCAGCUGGCGUAUAGGUUGCAGUCUCGGCCUCGUGGCCUAGCACUGGUGUUGAGCAAUGUGCACUUCACUGGAGAGAAAGAACUGGAAUUUCGCUCUGGAGGGGAUGUGGACCACAGUACUCUAGUCACCCUCUUCAAGCUUUUGGGCUAUGACGUCCAUGUUCUAUGUGACCAGACGGCACAGGUACCUGAGGAAAUGCAAGAGAAACUGCAGAAUUUUGCACAGUUACCUGCACACCGAGUCACGGACUCCUGCAUUGUGGCACUCCUCUCGCAUGGUGUGGAGGGCGCCAUCUAUGGUGUGGAUGGGAAACUGCUCCAGCUACAAGAGGUUUUUCAGCUCUUUGACAACGCCAACUGCCCAAGUCUACAGAACAAACCAAAAAUGUUCUUCAUCCAGGCCUGCCGUGGAGAUGAGACUGAUCGUGGGGUUGACCAACAAGAUGGAAAGAACCACGCAGGAUCCCCUGGGUGCGAGGAGAGUGAUGCCGGUAAAGAAAAGUUGCCGAAGAUGAGACUGCCCACGCGCUCAGACAUGAUAUGCGGCUAUGCCUGCCUCAAAGGGACUGCCGCCAUGCGGAACACCAAACGAGGUUCCUGGUACAUCGAGGCUCUUGCUCAAGUGUUUUCUGAGCGGGCUUGUGAUAUGCACGUGGCCGACAUGCUGGUUAAGGUGAACGCACUUAUCAAGGAUCGGGAAGGUUAUGCUCCUGGCACAGAGUUCCACCGGUGCAAGGAGAUGUCUGAAUACUGCAGCACUCUGUGCCGCCACCUCUACCUGUUCCCAGGACACCCUCCCACAUGAUGUCACCUCCCCAUCAUCCACGCCAAGUGGAAGCCACUGGACCACAGGAGGUGUGAUAGAGCCUUUGAUCUUCAGGAUGCACGGUUUCUGUUCUGCCCCCUCAGGGAUGUGGGAAUCUCCCAGACUUGUUUCCUGUGCCCAUCAUCUCUGCCUUUGAGUGUGGGACUCCAGGCCAGCUCCUUUUCUGUGAAGCCCUUUGCCUGUAGAGCCAGCCUUGGUUGGACCUAUUGCCAGGAAUGUUUCAGCUACAGUUGAAGAGCCUGACAAGUGAAGUUGUAAACACAGUGUGGUUAUGGGGAGAGGGCAUAUAAGUUCCCCAUGUUUGUGUUCAGUUCCAGCUUUUGUAGAUGGCACUUUAGUGAUUGCUUUUAUUACAUUAGUUAAGAUGUCUGAGAGACCAUCUCCUAUCUUUUAUUUCAUUCAUAUCCUCAGCCCUUUUUGUCCUAGAGUGAGAGUUUGGAAGGUGUCCAAAUUUAAUGUAGACAUUAUCUUUUGGCUCUGAAGAGGCAAACAUGACUAGAGACGCACCUUGCUGCAGUGUCCAGAAGCGGCCUGUGCGUUCCCUUCAGUACUGCAGGGCACCCAGUGGAAGGACACUCUUGGCUCGUUUGGGCUCAAGGCACCGCAGCCUGUCAGCCAACGUUGCCUUGCAUUUGUACCUUAUUGAUCUUUGCCCGUGGAAGUCUCAAAGAUCUUUCGUUGGUUGUUUCUCUGAGCUUUGUUACUGAAAUGAGCCUCGUGGGGAGCAUCAGAGAAGGCCAGGAAGAAUGGUGUGUUUCCCUAGACUCUGUAACCACCUCUCUGUCUUUUUCCUUCCUGAGAAACGUCCAUCUCUCUCCCUUACUAUUCCCACUUUCAAUCAACCUGCACUUCAUAUCUAGAUUUCUAGAAAAGCUUCCUAGCUUAUCUCCCUGCUUCAUAUCUCUCCCCUCUUUACCUUCAUUUCAUCCUGUUGGCUGCCACCAAAUCUGUCUAGAAUCCUGCUUUACUGGAUCAUGUAAAUGCUCAAAGAUGUAAUGUAGUUCUUUGUUCCUGCUUUCUCCUUCAGUAUUAAACUCUCCUUUGAUAUUAUGUGGCUUUUAUUUCAGUGCCAUACAUGUUAUUUUUUUCAACCUAGAAACCUUUAUCCCUGCUUAUCUGAAACUUCCCAACUUCCCUGUUCUUUAAGACUUUUUUUUUUUUUUGAGACGGAGUCUUGCUCUGUUGCCCAGGCUGGAGUGCAGUGGCGCUAUCGCAGCUCACUGCAACCUCUGCCUCCCAGGUUCACGCCAUUCUCCUGCCUCAGCCUUCCAAGUAGCUGGGACUACAGGCGCCCGCCACCGUGCCCGGCUAAUUUUUUUGUAUUUUUAGUAGAGACAGGGUUUCACCAUGUUAGCUGGGAUGGUCUUGAUCUCCUGACCUCAUGAUCCACCCACCUCAGCCUCCCAAAGUGUUGGGAUUACAGGCGUGAGCCACUGCGCCCGGGCAAGACCUUUUUUUAAAAAACAAAACCAAAAAAAAACUUCCAUUCUUUCUUCCUCCAGUCUGUUCUCCACGUAACAGUAGUUUUGGUUUUUAAUUUUUUUUUUUUGGUUGUUUGGUGUUUUUUGUUUUUUAAGGUGAGUUCUCACUAUGUUUCUCAGACUGGUCUCAAACUCCUGGCCUCAAGCCAUCUUCCCGCCUCAGCCUCUCAAAUAGCUGGGCCUACAGGCAUGAGCCACCACACCUGGCCAGAUUUUGGUUGUUUAAAUAUAAAUCUGAUCACCCCCCUGCUUAGAACCCUUCUGCUUUCUAUUACCCCUCAUUUAAAAUGUAAACUCUUCACCUUGGUUUAUGAGAACUGGUUCUUGCCUUCCCCGUGAACCUCAUUAAAUGGUGAUUUCUUGCUAAGCUCCAGCCCGAGUGGUCUCCUCUCAGCUUCUAAUUUUGUGCUCUUUCCGGCCCUUUUCCUGGGCCUUCUCAGCUCUCCACCCCCACCACUCUUGACUCAGGUGGUGUCCUUAUUCCUCAAGUCUUGACAAUUCCUGGGCCCUUCAGUCCCUGAGCAGUCUACUUCUGUGUCUGUCACCACAUCUUGUCUUUUCCCCUCAUUGCAUUUAUUGCAGUUUAUAUGUAUGCUACUUUUACUUGUUCAUUUCUGUCUCCCCUACCAGGCUGUAAAUGAGGGCAGAAACCUUGUUUGUUUUAUUCACCAUCAUGUACCAAGUGUUUGGCACAUAGUGGGACUUCAGUAAAUGUUUGUUGAAUAAAAGAGGGAAGAAGGCAAGCCAACCUUAGCUACAAUCCUACCUUUUGAUAAAAUGUUCCUUUUGACAAUAUACACGGAUUAUUAUUUGUACUUUGUUUUUCCAUGUGUUUUGCUUUUAUCCACUGGCAUUUUUAGCUCCUUGAAGACAUAUCAUGUGUGAGAUAACUUCCUUCACAUCUCCCAUGGUCCCUAGCAAAAUGCUAGGCCUGUAGUAGUCAAGGUGCUCAAUAAAUAUUUGUUCUAUGAGCUGGGUGGUUUGAAGCCUUGCUGCCAAGUCCUGCCUUUGGGUCGACAUACUAUGGAAGUAUUUGAGAGAGAGAACCUUUCCACUCCCACUGCCAGGAUUUUGUAUUGCCAUCGGGUGCCAAAUAAAUGCUCAUAUUUAUUACUGA
Molecule: messenger RNA, 5034 nt
Organism: Gorilla gorilla gorilla (western lowland gorilla)
Lineage: Eukaryota; Metazoa; Chordata; Mammalia; Primates; Hominidae
Gene: CASP2
Product: caspase 2
Exons: 11
Coding region: 1141-2415 (424 amino acids)
Biological process (GO): proteolysis; regulation of apoptotic process
Molecular function (GO): cysteine-type endopeptidase activity
Source: RefSeq, a predicted model, not a curated record